This is a messenger RNA of Gigantopelta aegis, 2451 nucleotides long. RefSeq names its product isopentenyl-diphosphate Delta-isomerase 1-like. Gene Ontology annotation, cellular component: cytoplasm. Gene Ontology annotation, biological process: isoprenoid biosynthetic process; isopentenyl diphosphate biosynthetic process. Gene Ontology annotation, molecular function: isopentenyl-diphosphate delta-isomerase activity. Lineage: Eukaryota; Metazoa; Mollusca; Gastropoda; Neomphalida; Peltospiridae. Bases 70 to 927 code for a protein of 285 amino acids. The transcript has 6 exons. The record is from RefSeq and is a predicted model, not a curated record.
GUUUUUACGUAACUGUAACAUCAGGCCACGAUGGUCAGCUGUUGACAACAUGCAAACAUUAGAACUGUCAUGCGAUCGCUUGUGUUUUUCAGUAAAGGUCUGUUAAUCAAGAUAAGCUCAUAUUGUUUUUAUAGUGUGGGUACAAAACCAUCGACUUUAUUAAGAGCGGUCUUCAAAUCAAAUCACGCUUUUGGUUUGAGAAGUGUACAUUCGGUGAGUGUAAAAACGAUGUCUGGAGAUGAUGUGUUGAGUGGGUUGGACGAGACUCAGAUAAAACUCAUGCAAGAAGAAUGUAUUCUCGUUGAUGAACAAGAUAAAAACAUUGGGUCGGCUUCAAAGAAGGCUUGUCAUCUACUAGAGAAUAUUAACAAAGGCAUGCUACAUAGAGCUUUCAGUGUGUUUCUUUUCAACACAAAAGGUGAACUUCUGCUGCAGCAGAGAUCAGAUGCCAAGAUAACUUUUCCAGGUCAUUUCACAAAUACCUGCUGUAGCCAUCCUUUGAACUUCCCAGCCGAGUUGGAUGAAAGCAGUGCAAUGGGUGUCAAGAGAGCUGUCCAAAGAAAACUAAACCAUGAACUGGGCAUUAGACCAGAGCAGGUUCCACUAGAUAAAAUCCACUACCUGACGAGGAUCCUGUACAAGGCGGACAACGUGCCACAUGACGGCAAGUGGGGUGAGCACGAGAUCGACUACAUCUGCUUCUUCCAGGGAGACGUGGAUGUUCAGCCUAAUGAAAAUGAAGUUAAAAGCUACAGAUAUGUUGAUAAGAAAACUUUGAAUGAUUUAGUUGAAUCAUCCAAGACGAAUGGGAUCUUGUUGACUCCCUGGUUUAAACUGAUUGUCAAAACUUUCUUGUUCAAAUGGUGGGAUCACUUGGAUGACGUAAAAUCAGUGGAAGACCAAGCUACGAUACACAACAUGUUAUAGCGAAAUUUGAAGUCAUAACUUUAACAAAAUAUUAUUCAUAAAAUGGCAUCUUGAUGAACUUUUAUUUUAACUUUGAGACAUUUAGGAACAAGAUGAUUAUCAUUUCAUUAUUGAAGUUGUCAUGUUGCAAUUUAAUUUAUAUUUAAUUUUACUUUAGCAAAACAAUACAAAAAGUUUGUUUAAUGACACCACAAGAGCAUAUUGAUUUGAAAACAAUACAAGUACAGUAUUAAUGAAUUUACAUACACCUGGAAAUAAAUAAGCACUAGUUUUGAUCAUAUGUUUUAUUCUUCACAAGUAAUUUUGACCUUUGGUGGAUACAAAAAAAACUGAAAUUAAUGUUCUGUGUAUUCAGGGGAUAUUGAAAAAGAUUGACAGCAAGUGACAUUGUCAUUAUAUCAACAUUUAAUGUAUUCUAGUGAAAAAGAUAGAAUCCAUAAAUAAAUAUUCAUGAAAAUUUAUGGUAAUUAACUAUAGAAUUACACCGACGUGCUCAAUAAAUGCCCAAUAGAUACAGAAUUUGUAAAAACUUUCAAUGUCACUUUUUAACCACAUCGAGACAGACAACUAUUUUUAGGCACACUUUUGGUCAUAAUACAAUUCAGGUGGUGCUUAAUUCAUUUAAUUUCCAGAGGUAUAUAUUUCUGCUUUCUGAAAUUGUAAUUAAAACUUUCAUUCACAGUAUAUUUAAAGAGUAAAAAAAAAAAGGAGUAUGUGUCUCAGUAUAGCUUAGUAGAUUAAGAAUCGGAUGAAACAAAUAGGCUUUUCAAACUUUGAAUCAAUUUCCUGAACUUAUGGGACUUGCCCCUAGUCCCACAAAUUAGCCUGAAUGUUCCAGUAGUCUACCAAUGAGACUACUAGGUGAGUACCAUGCGUUCAGAGGUCAGGUUAGGUGUUAAUGAGAAGAGAAAAGGUCUUUAUAGAGCGGACGGUGGAUUUCAAGUUUCUUAAAGUAUUUAUGAUUCUCUGCAGCUCCUUUUCGUACAUGGUACAUGGUUAUGUUUGUAAAAUGGAUUUUACAUUAAAAAACGAAUAACUAUAGUCUCCUAUCGUACACAAAUUAUUUUCUGUAAAUAAUCUCAAUUUUGUUUGUCAUAAAAAAUAACCAAAAAAUACUAUUUUUGUGUGCAAGUUACAAAACAAUCGGCUCAGAAAUAACUUGUAGUAAAUUCCAUAGUAUAAAAAAAGAUGUUCCCUGUGGGACGGACUAAAGCUUUAACAAUAUGAAAAAUAUCUGCAGAAUCCUCUGUUCAGUUCAUCUUCCAUAGAAAUCUAUCGAACAGAACUUGUUAAGUAUGGAUAUAACUUAUAAUGUUGUAACACAUUAUUUCAAACUAAGCUGAUGUAGUAGUUUAGGAUUCAAAUCAUACACUACGUGCAUGUGAGAAUUUAGUUUGUGUUUCAUGCCUUUACUCUGUAACCAUGGUAUUUAACAAUGACAAUGUAGUUGUUAUUUAAAUGUAUUGAUCUUAUUUUUCAAAUACAUUUUGUUAUCUUUGUUAAAUUAUAAUUGUCCUUCUGGUG